Vitis riparia (riverbank grape) is the source of this 2126-nucleotide messenger RNA. Its product is annotated as signal peptide peptidase-like 2. Gene Ontology annotation, cellular component: cytoplasmic side of endoplasmic reticulum membrane; lysosomal membrane; lumenal side of endoplasmic reticulum membrane. The transcript has 14 exons. The record is from RefSeq and is a predicted model, not a curated record. Bases 122 to 1723 code for a protein of 533 amino acids. NCBI's taxonomy places the organism in Eukaryota, Viridiplantae, Streptophyta, Magnoliopsida, Vitales, Vitaceae. Gene Ontology annotation, biological process: membrane protein proteolysis. Gene Ontology annotation, molecular function: aspartic endopeptidase activity, intramembrane cleaving.
AAAAAGAAAAGUAAAAGAAAUAUUUAAAAAUAAAAAAAUUUAGAAAAAAGAAAAAGAAAAACAAAAAUCCUUCUCGGAAAAAGAUCUCUUCGUUCCCAAGCAAUCGUCAACUGUGGCUUCCAUGGCGUCUCUCCGCCUCCUCGCGAUCCCUCUUCUCUUCCUUCUUGUCGCCCUGCCAUUGGCUGCCGCCGACGAUGCCUCCGACCAGGACGAUUCCGGCCCUAAAUCCCCCUUCUGCAACAACACCUUCCAAUUGGUCAAGGUUAAGAACUGGGUUGAUGGCAAGGAACAUGAAAGUUUAGUUGGAUUAACUGCAAGAUUUGGUGCUUCUUUGCCUACUGAAGCUCAUGAUCAUCUCAGACUACCUGCUGUUUUUUCAAAUCCCAUGAACUGCUGUUCUGAUUCUUCUUCAGAGCUUUCGGGCUCUAUUGCUUUGUCCACACGUGGGGAUUGUUCCUUCAUGGCUAAGGCAAAAGUUGCACAGUCAGGAGAUGCUGCAGCCUUGUUGGUGAUAAAUGACAAAGAAGAUAUUUACAAGAUGGUUUGUUCUGAAAAUGAUACCAUUGUAAACAUUACAAUUCCUGUCGUGAUGAUUCCAAAGUCGGGAGGAGAUUCACUCAACAAAUCUAUAGCAGAUGGAAAGAAAGUGGAACUGCUAUUAUAUGCGCCAACUCGUCCAGUCGUAGAUUCUGCGGUAGUAUUCUUAUGGAUGAUGGCUGUUGGAACUGUUGUCUGUGCUUCACUUUGGUCAGAGUAUAUUGCAUGUGAGCAGAAUGAUGAGCGCUAUAAUGAAUUGUCACCAAAGGCUUCUGAAGCUGGGGCAACGAAAGAUGAUCCAGAGAAGGAAGUUCUUGAUAUUAGUGCAAAGGGUGCUGUAGGUUUUGUCAUAACAGCAUCCACUUUUCUGGUGCUGCUUUACUUUUUUAUGUCAUCAUGGUUUGUUUGGGUGCUGAUUGUACUCUUUUGCAUCGGUGGUGUUGAGGGAAUGCAUGCUUGUAUAGUUACUCUGAUACUAAGAGGAUGCAAAAAUAGUGAGCGGAAGACCGUGAAUUUGCCUCUUUUUGGAGAAGUUACUGUUCUUUCUCUUGGGGUGCUAUUGUUCUGUCUGUCAUUUGCUAUUGCCUGGGCGAUAACUCGUAAGGCAUCAUUUUCGUGGAUCGGACAAGAUGUGCUUGGUAUUAGUUUAAUGAUAACAGUUUUGCAGAUAGCUCGAUUGCCUAAUAUCAAGGUUGCUUCUGUACUUCUUUGUUGUGCAUUUGUUUAUGACAUCUUCUGGGUCUUCAUAUCACCAGUAAUAUUCAAAGACAGUGUCAUGAUAGCAGUUGCUCGUGGUGACAACAGUGGUGGAGAAUCCAUUCCCAUGCUGUUGAGAGUUCCUCGUUUCUUUGAUCCUUGGGGUGGUUAUGAUAUGAUUGGCUUUGGGGACAUUCUCUUCCCUGGUUUGCUCAUUUCAUUUGCUUUCAGAUUUGACAAAACAAAUAAAAGGGGCAUGACAAAUGGAUAUUUCCUUUGGUUGGCAAUUGGCUAUGGAUGUGGUCUCUUGUUUACCUACCUAGGCUUAUAUCUGAUGAAUGGGCAUGGUCAACCUGCACUCCUCUAUCUUGUUCCAUGUACUCUAGGUGUCACUGUUAUUUUGGGUCUGAUGAGGGGUGAGCUAGGUCAUCUAUGGGAACAUGGCACGUCCGUGCCUAUACCCAUAUUGGGAAGACCUGGAGAAGCUUAGAGCAUCUAAUCAGUUUUAAGCUGGAUGCGGGUGAACUACACUGAUGCAGAAGCUGCAGAGGGGAAAGAUAUGGCUUCAUACAUCUUUCCUGAAUCCGGAUCUCAGUCCAACAUUGUGAGAAACACAAUUGGUAUAAGUGAUGGACUUCAAAGCCUUUAAAAAAGCAACUCACCCUUGGAAACCAUUUCCAUGUAUAUCAUCUCUUGUAUCUAGUAACUUUUUCCUCAUUGUUUGCUACUGACUUCUUGUUAAUGUUGUAACAUAUUCUGAACUAUUUGUCUUACAAGAUGAAUUCCUCGUUGUUUUCUGGUUUAUCACCCUGAUUUCGGAGCUUGUGCAUUAACUUAUUUGCCUUGUUCGUUUAACCUUGAUAAUAAGAACUUAUUUUUACUUUUAUGGCUCA